Molecule: messenger RNA, 432 nt
Organism: Scomber japonicus (chub mackerel)
Lineage: Eukaryota; Metazoa; Chordata; Actinopteri; Scombriformes; Scombridae
Gene: cytl1
Product: cytokine-like protein 1
Exons: 4
Coding region: 1-432 (143 amino acids)
Biological process (GO): positive regulation of transcription by RNA polymerase II
Source: RefSeq, a predicted model, not a curated record
AUGAGACUGGGACUCGUGUGUUUCCUCAGCUUUGUGUGGCUGUCGGAGUGCGCGCCUCCGACCUGCUACUCCAGAGCGCUCGGCCUGGGAAAAGAAGUGAUGACUCUACUGGAUUUUAUACACACCUACAAUCGCACGAAAACGUGUGCUGAGGUCCUACCAACGAUCUUCAUUGAUGUGCAUAACUCAUGCGUCACAACCAAGCUCCGUGAUCUUCUCUACGUGCUGCUGAACCAUCCCAGCCAGUACUGCAGAGAACGUCCCAGAAUGGUGCUGCUGAAACGCAAAGUCCAGAACUUGCACACGAUCAUCACAAGAAUUUGUUAUCGGGACCUGGUAUUUUUCACAAAUGAUUGCGAGGCUAUUGAUACUGGACACAGCAGCCCUUACUUGGGAGAGGACAGACUUCAGCUUCUGCAAGAGGAUAGAUGA